Molecule: messenger RNA, 891 nt
Organism: Bipolaris maydis ATCC 48331
Lineage: Eukaryota; Fungi; Ascomycota; Dothideomycetes; Pleosporales; Pleosporaceae
Source: RefSeq, a predicted model, not a curated record
AUGCUCGGUUUCUCCCUCUCCCGCCUCGGCGACCUCGACUACGACGGCUACUUCAAGCGCAACUUCGCCCUCGUCCCAGGGUACUGGUACUACUUCCGCAGCGGCUCCUACCGCUACGGCAUGCUGAUCCACCUCGCUGCCAUCCUCCCGGCAGGAAUCCUCAUGACCUUUCAAUUCACGCCGAUUAUCCGCCACAAAUGGAUCCUGUUCCACCGCCUCAACGGCUACGUCGUCUUGCUGCUGUGUCUGAUCAGCAACGCCGCCGCGUUCGUCGUCAUCCGGCACAAGCAAGGCGGCAACCGGAUUAGCAGCCACGCCGUCGAGACGCUCAUGGGCAUCAUCACCACGAUUGGGAUUUUCAUGGGCUGGUGGAAUAUCCGCCGGAAGCAGAUUGAGCAGCACCGUGCGUGGAUGCUCAGGACCAUGUUUUACAUGGCUGUUACAAUUACGGCGCGCGUCAUUAAUUUUGCGGCUAGAGAUAUUAUCACCAGGAUUGGAAAUUACUGGGCUGUGUGGAUGUGUGAUGAGAUUAACUUCCUGUAUAUGAAUUUGGGCAUGGAGUUUCCAAAGGAGACUUAUCCGGAGUGUAUUUUGCCGGAUGGAUCGCUGAAUCGCUGGAAGAGGGUUGCGGUUGCGGCGAGGGAGGAUCCGAAUCACUUGGAGCAGUUUGGUGCGAGUGCUGUGGCGCCCUUUAGCACUAUGCUGUGGAUUUGCCUGUUUCUUCACAUGAUCGGCGUGGAGUUGUAUUUGCGAAUGACGCCCAGAGAAACAGAAAGACUUCGUCAAAUCAGUUACGAGAAGCAGGUCGAGGCUGGUUAUCGUAACCCUGGCAGUGCGGGACUGGUCUUGGAUCGAUGGGCUGACGGAGAUAAGUGGACUCCCAACAAGUAA